AUCACAUAGAACCUUCCGCUCAGUUGCAACUUUCUGGAGUGUUGACCAUUUCUUGAUUUGCGAACUUGGCAGUUGGAAACCCGGUGACUUGGCGUGUAACCAUUUCUUCGUUUUGUAAAUGACAGAAGAUUAGAAGACAGUAAGAAAAUGGACGAGAGCCGCUGUCCAGGGUCUAAAGCAGUCGAUGGCUGUCAUGCGGCUUGGUUUUUCUCGAGAUUGCAGAAGAUGAGAUCAGAGGGUGUGUUGGUGGACGUAACUCUGUGUGCGGAGGGAAAAGAGAUCCCCUGUCACCGCUUGGUUCUCGCAACUUUCAGUGACUAUUUCUGUUCCAUGUUCAGCGGAAACCUCAUUGAGACCAAGAAGGACAAGAUAGAGAUGGGAGGGGUGAGUGCAGAGGCUCUGCAACAAUUGGUAGACUAUGCCUACACGUCUAAAAUCAACAUCACUGAAGAAAAUGUCCGGCCCCUGUUUGAAGCCGCAGACAUGCUGCAGUUUCUCGGAGUCUGUGUCAAAUGCGAAGUCUUUUUACAAGAUCGCUUGAAUGAAGAAUCGUGUUUGGGAAUAUGGGUGCUGGCAGACAGGGUAUCAUGUACAAGUCUGUCCGAGAAAGCAAAAAGCUGGGCUCUAAAAUGGUUUGAAGAAUUGUGCACAACUGAUGAGUUCCUUCAGCUACCAGUUCACUUCCUAAAGACAUACAUCUCAGAUGAGGGCCUUCUGGCCAAGGAGGAGCGAAUCUUGGAAGCAAUCAUGCUUUGGGCAAGACACGAUCUUAAACAACGGGAAGGACAUCUCAAGGAGCUGUUGAAGUGUGUAUGCCUCUCAAGUUUGGACCAAAACUAUCUCAAGAAGAUUCUGAAGAAAGACAAGGUGUUGGCAAAACUUCCUGGAAUCAAGCAGAUGACAAAGAGUCAGUCUACGCAUGAAGCACCUCGUCACAUUCUCCAGCAAGACUUUCUGGUUAUCGGUGGUAAUUGGCUUGUUCCUCAUGGUACUGGAGCUCUCAGAGGGAUCGGGCCGAUAUUGUAUUCAAACAACAAUAUGUACAGGCUUGGCCUUGAUUGUGACUGUAUUGACAUAAGCCCACUGCCUGAGCCCUUUCAGGAAAGCAGGGGGCUAGCAGCAUGUGUUGUAGAUGGUGACGUCAUCGUGACAGGGGGUGUAAGUAUGCCAUCCAAAGCAUGGCGGUACAGCCUAUCACUGAACUCUUGGGCAAAACUGGGAAAUCUAAAGCGAGGAAGAUUCAACCAUGGGAUGGCAGUUGUGCAGGGACAGGUGUAUGUUGUUGGUGGUUCCUCGCCAGUUGGAUACCCAGACGUUAUAGGCAGGUUGUCUGAAGUCGAGGUGUACAACAUGAAAACCAACCGCUGGAGGAAGGCUGCGCCACUACAGGUUGCAGUCAGCAGCUUCGGCAUAACCACGUGUGGUGGAAAGAUCUACGUAUUUGGUGGUGAGCCCUAUCUGUACGAAGGUGAUGACUUCAUGAACAACAAGACCAACGCCGUACAGAUCUACGACCCUUCCCAGAAUGAGUGGAGUUUCGACAUAGUGUUGCCAGUCAAUUUGUCGUGCAUAAAGGCGUGCACAGUCGACUCGAAGAUAUACAUAGUUGGCGGAGAGUUACAGAGUGUGGUGUGCUUCGAUCCCAAGGAACUGAAGUUGCAUCACCUGGCAGACAGACUGUUCCCGUGGAGGCAGUGCAGUGCUACCGUGUGCGGCGGGGAAAUCUACAUAUCUGGUGGCAGGGUGCAUCAGUUCGUACAUAGCGAAGAUGGAACACAGCGUGAGCGUCAGAUCGAAAACUACUCCAAGGUCCAGUGUUACAAUGUGAAGAAUGAUAUCAUGGUCCUGGGUAAGGAUAUGCCAGAUGCACUGUAUGGACACUGCACUGUUACUAUUGCCAAGGCAUAAGUGUUCUGAUACGAGUGAUAUCAAAUUCAAAGUGCAACAUUUGUCUGAUAAUAUUCAAUAAUGAUAGAUAUGCUCACACUGAGUCACAGAUCAUUUGUUCUGAAUCAUGUGUUUGAAGUUUGAUAAAAAAUGUUGUAUUCUGGUGUCAUAAACACUUCAAAUUAGCUUAUUCAGCUAAGUUGGCCCAACAAGACAUGUGAGGUCAAAGGUGAAGAUCCUUAACUUGUAAACGUUUCUUGUCUGGAUGAUGCUCUUUACAUAUAGAAUACAACACAGGGUAUUCCGUAUCACGUGAUACGGAAUACACCGUGUUGUAUUUCAUUUAUAUCAUGCCAACCUGAGAAAACACAUCUUUCGAUUAGAAAUGCGCCAGAAGUUGAGAAAAUUUGGUGCUCUUGAACAAAAAUUGCUGCAACAGCAAUGUUCCAACAUCUGAAUCAGGUAUUCGAAUUUUCAACCGCGCCACACUCUGCGUGUUCAGAGUAUGUUCGAAAUAUUCGAUGGAAGCCUGUGUGAUACAACUUCGAAGCCUGUGUGAUACGGCUUUUAAUCACACGGUCCAGAACACCUGCAUCGAACGUUUUGGCGUCAUAGGUAUGAUAUAUAAAUGUCCAUACAGUUGUUGUCUUUGUCUCGGGCCAACAACUUUGAAAUAUUAUCCACAAUUCAUGCAUCUGUAUUGUAGCAGACAGGUAUCCUCUGCUCUCUCGUCAAUAGAAAGACCUUGAUAGCACUGAUUUUUAUGUUGCAGUCUAAAUAUCCAUUGGAAUUACUAGUUGAUGUUAAUGGAAAUUAUUCAUGCAAGAUAUGUGUAACACUAACUGUAUACUUCAUCAUAUUCCAAAUUUGAUGUGCACUCAAAGUGCAGAUGUUAAACAACAUGUAUCACUUGAUAAGCAGUUUACUAUUUGAAUGCUACUGUGUUCUACUUAAUAUUUAGACAGCAUUGUAUUCUUGAAUACCCUAAUACUAUAUUUUUACAUUUUUUAUAACCUCUCUUUUGUAUUACAUUGUACCUAUACUAAAUACUAACUAUUGUGAUCAACUUAUGAUAAACAUAGCUGAACUUUGUUUUUUCCUUUUUAGGUAACAUGUUUGAAUCUUGAAGACCUACAUAUUACUUAUUAGCACUUCUGUUUUUUCUACGACAUACUACUGUUAGUUGAUAAGCACAAUUACUUUAUUAUUGCGUAGUAUGCACAGUGUUCUUUGAUUUUGAUAUUUUUUCUUCACGUAUAUUUGAUAGCCCUUAGAACACAUAUCUUUGUGAAACGCACUAGACUAAAGACAAGAUUAUCAUAAGAUAAACUGGUCUGAGUCUGACGCUACACUGCGCUGUAUUACUUUCUCCUUCAAACGAUAGAAAACAACACGUGAAGGGGCGUAGUUGUGUGAGAACUUUUAUUGCCAACAAAUUAAAGUUGUACAUGUCCAUGUUAAUCUGUACUGUAAUUUGACAUCAUUACAAGACUUUA
Molecule: messenger RNA, 3383 nt
Organism: Branchiostoma floridae (Florida lancelet)
Lineage: Eukaryota; Metazoa; Chordata; Leptocardii; Amphioxiformes; Branchiostomatidae
Product: kelch-like protein 24
Exons: 2
Coding region: 148-1908 (586 amino acids)
Molecular function (GO): protein binding
Source: RefSeq, a predicted model, not a curated record